AUGGGAAAUGUGUUUGGUAAGAAAUCGAAACCGCCGAAACAACCGGCGAUUACUGAACAAGAUCGAGCUAUACUCCAAUUGAAACAACAACGGGAUCGAUUGACUCAAAAUCGAAGAAGAAUUGAAAGUCAAUUGGAACGCGAACGUGAAGUUGCGAAACAAUUGCUAAAGAAUGGUCAAAAGGACCGUGCAUUGCUUCUACUUCGGAAGAAAAAAAUGCUCGAAAGUCAACUUGAUAAAAGUGAAAAUAUUUUGGAAAAUGUUGAACGAAUGACACAUGAUUUGGAAUUCGCUCAAGUUCAAGUCGAUGUUGUUCAUAGUUUGAAACAAGGAAACGAUGCGUUGAAGAAAAUGAAUGAACUGUUGAAACUCGAAGAUAUUGAGAAGUUAAUGGAAGAUUCACGCGAAGCAGUCGAAUAUCAAAACGAAGUAUCUAAUCUUCUGUCGGGUGGCUUGAGUCGCGUUGACGAAGAAGAUGUCGAAGCUGAAUUGGAUGAAUUGAUUCGCCGAGAAGAAUCAGCGGAUAUCAGUCGAUUACCUGAUAUUCCUCAUCAUCGUGAACAGCGACCUGUUGUGUCUCCAACACGAACCAAACAGCGUGUUGCCAUCGAAGCAGAUUAG
Adineta ricciae is the source of this 621-nucleotide messenger RNA. The record is from the annotation of a GenBank genome assembly. Lineage: Eukaryota; Metazoa; Rotifera; Eurotatoria; Adinetida; Adinetidae.